AUCACAGGCAGGAUAGGGGCGGGACUUUGUGGAACACUGAAACAAACCUGGUGGGGUAGAGAAGAACACAUCGUACGAGUCGUUUUGGUUAGCUUCGUUACUGUGGAGGAAUAUGCGUGUAGAUGUUUAGAAAUCAUAUAUGAAUAGGAAAAAUGAGGCUUAGGUCUCAGAAAACAGUCACAGCUUGCUCAGAGACGCCGAGGAGCAACCGUAGACGGUCCAGCAAAGCAACACCGAGACGGACGCGCCUGUCGGUGAGCCAAAGCCCGCUUCAAACCAAGAGUGAAGAGGCUUUGGAUGAUGACUCCCAUCACUCAGAGGAUGAAAUUCCCCCAGUGACGAGGCGGCCACUUCCCCGUGGCCGGCAAAGGAAGAGAGCCAUCGCUGUUGAGGGCAGAGAAACAGAUUUGGCCUUCAAGACUCCAAUCAGGUCCAUCAUGCGCCACGAGCGCACACUAUCAGAAAUCAACCCGACGACUCCUCGCAACACAACGGUCAGAAACAUCUACUCGCCCAUCGUGCGUUUCCUCACGCCCAGCAAAGAGAAUGUCAAAUGUGCGGAUGCUGGAAAUGUGUUGAUGAGCCCAGAACAAUGCGUAUUUGGUUACGGGUCCAUUGAUCUUCUGGCUGGAGACGAGGAGGAUGACGUCUUCAAUCCCUUUAGGUUCAUCAAGAACAUACCAUCACGGUCUCAGUAUGCGCGACCCCAAAUCAGAGACAUCCCCCCCAAGACCAGGAGCACUCCAGAGGCCACACUGGUGGUCGACCUGGAGGAGACCCUGAUGUUCAGCUCUCUGAAUGUGAUCGAUGAAGCAGAGUACACCUUCUACACGGCUUUCCAGGACCAUCAGUACAAGGUGUACAUGAUCCUGCGACCACAUGUCAAAGAGUUUUUGCAGUCCAUGUCAAAAGUCUAUGAGCUGUUUGUUUACACGUGCGCAAAGAAGGACUACGCUGAGAAGAUACUGAACGUCCUGGACCCGCAGAGAAAACUGUUUCGACAUCGUCUGUAUCAGGACGACUGUGCCUGCGUUCUCGGUCACUACAUCAAGGAUCUCAGCAUCCUCGGGCGGGAUCUCGCCAAGACGGUCGUUCUGGACAACGCGCCCCACACGUACCCGUACCACCUGAUGAACACGAUUCCCAUCAAGAGCUGGACUGGGGAGUCAAUGGACAGAGAACUCCAGAAGCUCAUCCCAUCCAUGGAGAAACUGUCUGCAGCGGAGGAUUUUCGGGAGGUGCUGAAGAAGAGGAAGGAUCACUUCCACAGGCUGCUGUCGGAGGACUAACAGGACUCUCUUAAACCCCCCCUCCCCGGCUUAAUCUUACUACUUUGUGUGACUUUCUCAGCUCACGUUUGCUUUCUGUAUGCUUUGGCGAAAAGCAGAAUCCAGCUGGAACUCGAGCCCGUUAGUUUGUGGUGGACGUGCUCACCCUCUUCUCUCCCCUCUGAUGACUUUUAAGGACGGCGAAUUGGUAUUUUAAACAUGCUGCUGGUCGUUCGUCACCCCCGCCCUCCCCUUCUCCUAGACUCAUUCCACAGGGCAAUAAACUGCUACCCAGUGUAUGUGUAUAUUUACAAGACAAAACUUGAAAUGUAUUGUUUAUAGUUUUGAUUUUUUUGUUUUUUAAUUUAUUAAUUAUAUUGCUAAUCAACAUCCGUUUAACUCUGUAUAUUUUAGAUAUGCCUUUUUAUGCAAUAAAUUCACCCGAUUGAUAAGUGGGAAAGUAAA
Messenger RNA from Scatophagus argus, 1733 nucleotides. It is a transcript of the gene ctdspl3, whose product is annotated as CTD (carboxy-terminal domain, RNA polymerase II, polypeptide A) small phosphatase like 3. Bases 153 to 1289 code for a protein of 378 amino acids. Gene Ontology annotation, molecular function: phosphoprotein phosphatase activity. The record is from RefSeq and is a predicted model, not a curated record. Lineage: Eukaryota; Metazoa; Chordata; Actinopteri; Scatophagidae. The transcript has 11 exons.